AUGAAGGUCUCCACGGUUGCUGGCCUGUUGGCCUUUCUCACUUUGUUGGACACAGCAUGCGCCUUCAUUGGAAUGGGCAUCACCAUGUACAAACCGAUCUGUGCGUUUGGUUGCCGGGCAGCCAUCGCAUCGGCCAUGCUGUCAUGCUCCGACCAUAGCAAGAAGGUCAUGACUAGCCCAAGCUGCCGAGCCGGCGAUACCCCAUUUCUAACGACUCUGGCAUGGUGCAUGAAUGCAACGUGCUCCGGCGGCCAUCACGGCCAAACGAACGACAAGCCCGUACCGGUUUGGAAGUUGGAGAAGUACUGGGCGAGCAAGGCGACUGGCGAUGCCAGCGUGUUGCCUAAGUGGUCUUAUGCCGACGCUUUAGCGGAAAUCAAAGAGCCCCCAACCCAAGAGUGGCGCAAAGGAAAAACACUCAACUUCACUGCGCGGGUGUCUCAUAGUGCAUGGGAUCUCAACGUGAGGACCUUGUCGCAUUUUGAGCUGGCCGAGGAGCGGCACAAUCGAUAUGCCGUCAUUCUGGCAGUUGUAGGCUUUGGAACCCCUAUCUUCUUUACUCUUCUCAACGGCCUGCCAUAUAUGACCGGUUUAUUUGAGAGACUGAAGCCGUAUCUGGUGUACCCGUCAACUGUUGGCACCUAUCACGUUCGAUCAUUGCCUUAUCUCCUCGGCAACCCGCCCACGGUUGGCCAGGGAGCAUAUAUCGCAAUGUUUUUUGUCCUGAAUGUCAUUUUAACCGCGGUCGGAUAUACUAUCAGUCAGCCCAAUACAAUUUUCGACUCCAGCUACCAAGAGGUUAUGGGAUAUGUGUCCGCUCGAACCGGCGCUCUUGCUUUUGGUCUCGCACCACUCGUCUUUCUCUUUGCUGGGCGAAAUAACUUCCUGCUUUGGGUAACCAAUUGGUCACACUCGACCUACAUGCUUCUACAUCGAUGGGUUGCUCGUAUUUUCGCCAUCCAAGUCAUCUUGCACUCCAUCACCGAAUUAGUCGUUUAUAUCGAUAUGGGCAAGUUCGAGGUCGAAACUAAAAAACCUUACUGGGUCUGGGGCAUCGUCGCCACACUCUUUGUGUGUAUUAUGUUGGUGGCAAGCUUAUUGUGGGUACGGCGCUGGUCCUACGAAGUCUUCUUGAUUUCGCACAUUAUAAUGGCGUUAUUUGUCAUUGUUGGCUCUUGGUACCAUAUUGAGCUUCUUUUCACACGGAAGUGGGGUUACGAAUUCUGGAUGUACGCCUGCUGUGCAGUCUGGUUUUUUGACCGAUUGUUACGUGUUCUCCGCAUUGUGAAAAAUGGUAUUCGGUCUUCAAAUGUUACCGAGGUGAGCGAGGAUAUUGUCCGCAUCGAUGUCCCGGACGUCCGGUGGACCGCCGCGCCCGGAAGGCAUACAUACGCCUACUUUCCCUCGCUGAGAAUGUUGAGGCCUUGGGAAAACCACCCUUUCUCCGUCGUCCCCACCGCACUCCUUCGACUACCAGAGCACCGCCUCAGCAAAUCCACUCCUACAAAGGCCCUGUCCUCUGCCUCCUCUUCAAACGGGGAUGUAGAGAAAUCUGGCAUGCCUGCUACCACCACUACCACGCCCAUCCCAGAACCCCAUGGUAGAAGUGAAAGGUAUACCACAAGCGGUAUCACACUGUAUGUUCGCAAAUCAACCGGAAUAACUAGCUAUUUGAAGUCAAAUAAACAGCUCACCACCCUCCUGGAUGGACCAUACCCAAAUAAUCACACAGGGCCUGUUCUUAAAUCCGACCGCUUGAUCCUUAUUGCCGGCGGCAUCGGCAUCGCCGGUAUUCUGCCGUUCGUUGCGUGUCACACAAACGCAAAAUUAUAUUGGAGCGUACGUCAAACCUCUGAGGGACUGGUAAACGAACUACAAACAGUGCUGGACGGGCUACAGGAGAAGGAGGUCCGUGUGGGCAGAAGAUUAGAAAUAGAAAGGUUAUUGGAGCAGGAAGAACAAGAUGGGUGGAAGAAGAUUGGGGUGGUGGUGUGUGGACCUGGGGGAUUAUGUGAUGAUGUGCGGGCGUUAGUAGCAGCUAAAGGGCGGCAGCAACGGGGAGUUUUGUGGGAAUUGGAGGUGGACGCAUUUUCCUGGUAA
Messenger RNA from Ophidiomyces ophidiicola, 2100 nucleotides. RefSeq lists its product as uncharacterized. The transcript has 2 exons. The coding region runs from base 1 to 2100 and encodes 699 amino acids. Gene Ontology annotation, cellular component: plasma membrane. The record is from RefSeq and is a predicted model, not a curated record. NCBI's taxonomy places the organism in Eukaryota, Fungi, Ascomycota, Eurotiomycetes, Onygenales, Onygenaceae. Gene Ontology annotation, molecular function: ferric-chelate reductase activity. Gene Ontology annotation, biological process: intracellular iron ion homeostasis; iron ion transport; copper ion import.